AUGACUGCUAUGGCACCUUUGGAGAUUCGGGUAUUUUCUGAGCUUGUGAACAAAGCAAAGGUGGUGGAGGAUUGUGCUAAGAAGGUGACAUUGGCUAGAGAUAACCGAAGAGGAAACAAUGCUAGAGGCCGAGAUCCUUUGAUGAGAUGUAACUGUUUAUUUGGUGAUAAAAUAUUGGUUGUAUUGUAUGAUACUGGGGCUUCGCAUUCUUUCAUUUCAUUUGAUAAGGUUGAAGAACUAGGAUUGAAAAUGUCAGAAUUAGCUUUUAACUUGUAUGUGCAUACCCCAUAUCAGAAGAUAAUUUUGGGAUUUGAUUGGUUAUCAAAGAAUCAGGUUUUGUUGGAUUGCUUUGAGGGAUCAAUUCGGUUUUUGCCGGAAUGGAAAGGUGGAGCAGUGGUAGCUGAGGGUUAUUACCUGAACUCUGUGUUGGUGAACUGUGGUGGAGAAGAGUGUCAGGGUUAUAUAUUGAGCCAGACCAGUGUCGAUUUUGCUGUACUGAAUGGCUCCGAUAGAGUUGGCGGAAUUAAAGACUCAGUUGGAAGAGCUUACGGGGGAGCGACGAUUUUAUUGGUAAAGAAGAAAGAUGGGGGAAUGCGACUUUGCAUGGAUUAUCGGCAAUUAAACAAAGUGACUGUGAAGAACAAGUAUACGUUGCCUAGGAUAGAUGACUUAAUGGAUCAGCUGCAAUGA
This is a messenger RNA of Arachis stenosperma, 690 nucleotides long. RefSeq lists its product as uncharacterized. NCBI's taxonomy places the organism in Eukaryota, Viridiplantae, Streptophyta, Magnoliopsida, Fabales, Fabaceae. Bases 1 to 690 code for a protein of 229 amino acids. The transcript is spliced from 4 exons. The record is from RefSeq and is a predicted model, not a curated record.